AUGCCCCCCAGCCAGGGCGACGCCGAGAUGUCCAACGGUCAAGAUGGUCACGCCCACCCGCCGGCGGCGUCUCUGAAGAAGGGAAAGCAGAAGAAGGCGGUCGACUCCAACGAGUCUGCAAAGCUACUCGCGCAACGCAUCUCGCAGCUAGAGCAAGAAUCAGCUGGAGAGAAGGAUCAGGAAGCUGAGAUUGAGCGCGAGGUCAAGCGUGCGAACCGCGAUUUGGCCCAACAAGUGGCAAAGAUGAGCGACUUGCAAAAGAUUGAACACCUUACCCGUCGGUCCAGCGAACUGUUAGCCGACAUGCGCCGCGUUGAGCGAGAGAACCAGAAGAACAAGAAACGCGGGGACGCCCUGCAGAAGGAAAAGGAUGCGAAUCGCACCGAGCUUAGCAAGACGGUCGGCCUCAAGGAGAAGCUCGAGAAGCUCUGUCGCGAACUGCAACGGGACAACAACAAGUACAAGAACGAGAACAAGACCCUCCAGGACAACCUGAAGCACAACAGCUCGGCUUACGACGAGAAGCAUGCGGCCUUGCUAGCCAAGUUGGAGGGAAUUCAAGAAGAAAAGGAUCAUCCGCGGAAGCAGGUUGUGGACAUGAGCGUCGACACCUUGUUCAAAAACCGGUUCAAAUCCUUCAUCGAGCAGUACGAGUUGCGCGAAUUGCACUUCCACUCCACGAUGCGCACCAAGGAGCUGGAGGUGCAAUACAAUAUGGCGCGCUAUGAACGAGAGAAGAAGCUCGCCGAGGCCGAGUCGACAAGAGCGCGGAAUCUCCAAGCUCAGGUUCAGACUUUUACAAAGACUGAGACGGAGCUCCGGAAUCAACUCAAUGUCUACGUUGAUAAGUUCAAGCAGAUCAAGGUUGAGGACACGCUUAAUAACAGUAAUGAUCUGUUUCUGACAUUUCGGAAGGAAAUGGAGGACAUGUCCAAGAAGACGAAGCGCUUGGAAAAGGAGAACGAGACCAUGAAGCGCAAGCACGAGGCCACGAAUGCCAACAUCAUCCGCAUGGCUGAGGAGCGCGAGGACUGGCGCAAAAAAGCCGCCGAGGCGACCAAGAGAGCCGAGAAGCUGAGGAGCAUCAUUGAGCAGAUGCAACAGCAGGGCCGCAAGGUCCCGCCUGGAAUGGCGGCGACGCUGGAGAGCUGCUACUCGGACAGCAACGGCCACCUGGACGGCGACGGCAGCGACUACUCGGACGAGGAGGAAGGCGAGGAGGAUCCGAGCGAGUUUGACGACGACACGGAGGAGGAGCCUCAACCGGGGGAGCCAGAACCGCCCAGGCCCUACGGUCCGGAGAGACCACCAGCACCCCAAGCCGCGACGAACGGUCAUUAG
This is a messenger RNA of Colletotrichum orchidophilum, 1341 nucleotides long. RefSeq names its product myosin-like coiled-coil protein. NCBI's taxonomy places the organism in Eukaryota, Fungi, Ascomycota, Sordariomycetes, Glomerellales, Glomerellaceae. The coding region runs from base 1 to 1341 and encodes 446 amino acids. The transcript is spliced from 5 exons. Gene Ontology annotation, molecular function: syntaxin binding. The record is from RefSeq and is a predicted model, not a curated record.